AUAGAAAUGAAAUCGUCAUAAAUAAAAUUCAUUAAUUAUGGAGAAUCAAACAGUCUAAGCUUAAGAACUUUUAUCAAAAUGGGGACUUCGCAAUGCAACUGUCUAUAGAAACCCUAGUGUUCCUCUCAUCUAUGAGCUCUCAAUGUCUUAACAACAAAGCGAGGAUCCAACUGUUAGACCAGAUUCCAUAAAUAACACUGGAGCUUUAGUCGCAUACUCAGGCAAGAAAUGCGGUCGUGUUCCUAAGGAUAAGAGAAUCAUCAAGGAUGAAGUCACAGAAAGAGAUGUUUGGUGGGGUGAUGUGAACAUCGGUUUGAGCCAAGACUCAUAUAAUGAAGUUGAAAAGAUUGCUCUCGAAUAUUUAAACAACAAGGAGAAAUUGUUCAUAAUUGAUGGAUAUGCAGGAUGGGAUGUUAAUUACAGAUUAAGAAUUAGAGUGUUUUGCACUAGACCUUAUCAUGCAUUGUUCAUGAAAAACAUGUUGAUUAAACCAACAGACGAAGAACUCAAGAAAGAUUUCAGUGGAGAUGUUGACUUUUACAUCUUCAAUGCUGGUCCAUAAACAAUUUAGAAACCAAUUGAAGGAAUCAAAUCAGAAGGAUGUGUUGCUGUUAAUUUGACUGAGCGUAAGAUGGUCAUUUUGGGAACUCAAUAUGCUGGUGAAAUGAAGAAGGGAGUCUUUGGAGUCACUCAUUAUUUAUUCCCAAAAUAAGGAAUACUCACAUUACACAGUUCUGCCAAUGAAGGUGAAAAUGGUGAUGUCACCUUAUUAUUUGGAUUGAGUGGCACAGGAAAAACAACACUUAGUGCUGAUCCCAAAAGAAAACUUAUUGGUGAUGAUGAACAUGCUUGGUCUGACAAUGGCAUCUUCAACAUUGAAGGAGGUUGCUAUGCUAAAUGUGUUGAUCUCACUAAGGAGAAAGAACCUGAAAUAUACAAUGCAGUUAGAUUUGGAGCUGUCUUGGAGAACAUUGAAUAUUAUUCAGAAGAAACUAGAGAAGUCGAUUUCACAAAUAUUUCAAUUACAGAAAACACAAGAGUCAGCUAUCCAUUAAAUUAUAUUGAUGGAGCAAAAUUCCCAGCUUAAGGAAAUCAUCCAAAGAAUAUUUUCUUCUUGACAUGUGAUGCUUAUGGUGUUUUACCUCCAGUCUCUAUGUUGACACCAGAAUAAGCCAUGUAUCAUUUCAUUUCUGGAUACACUGCUAAAGUUGCCGGUACUGAAGUUGGUGUCAAGGAGCCAUAAGCCACAUUUUCAGCUUGCUUUGGAGAAGCAUUCUUAGCCCUUCAUCCAACUCUCUAUGCUAAUAUGUUGGCUGAAAAGAUCAAGAAAUACGAUACCAAAGUUUGGUUAAUCAACACUGGAUGGUCAGGUGGUAAAUAUGGAGUCGGAUAAAGAAUGUCAUUGAAAUAUACCAGAGGAAUCAUUGACUUGAUCCACGGCGGUGAAUUAAAAGAUGUAGAGUUUGAAAACUUCCCAAUUUUCAAUUUUGCCAUCCCCAAAUAAGCUAAAAACAUUCCAACAUAAAUCUUGAACCCAAGAAAUACAUGGAAAAAUCCUGAAGAAUUUGAUAAAUAAGUUCAUGAAUUGGCUGAGAAGUUUUAGGUUAACUUCAAAAAAUAUGAAGAUAAGGCUACAUAAGAAGUUAUCAAUGCCGGUCCAAAAUUUUGAAUAUGAAAUUUUAUUGUUUAUGUUUAUGAAUUUAUAUAUUCAGAAUUAUUAUUCAAA
This is a messenger RNA of Paramecium tetraurelia, 1726 nucleotides long. RefSeq lists its product as uncharacterized. NCBI's taxonomy places the organism in Eukaryota, Ciliophora, Oligohymenophorea, Peniculida, Parameciidae. Gene Ontology annotation, biological process: gluconeogenesis. The record is from RefSeq and is a predicted model, not a curated record. The transcript has 4 exons. Gene Ontology annotation, molecular function: phosphoenolpyruvate carboxykinase (ATP) activity; ATP binding. Gene Ontology annotation, cellular component: cytosol.